AUGCACGAUACUGUUGCUAUGCGUGUUGGUGUUGGUUCUACCGUUGAGUCUGACGAGGAAAUAACAAAAAAAAGGGAAGCUCAACAAACUCUAUUUUCUUCCAAUAAUCAACCAACUCCUGCAGGCAGAGAAGAACCAGUUGGGGAAGGUUGGGGACCGAUUCGCAUUAAACUUGUCACUGAUAAUUUGGAAAAGGCUGGACAUGAUUGUACUGGCAAAGAAACCAAUAGAAUUACAACCUUAUUAAAGGAAUAUUUUACUUGCACAGAAAAUGAUGUCUUGACAGAAGAGAAAAAGAAAAUUCUUGUGGAUGAGAUUCUCCCUGAGGCAAUUAAACUGCACGAGCAACGCCUUUUUGUUCAGCCUUUGAAGGGUCCUAUUGUCGUACCGAAUUUCUCUGAUGAGAAUCUUUGUUCCCAGUUCAUUCCAACAACUGCUGAAAGUACUCCUAUUUCCGAUUAUGAUAUGGUGCUGUACGUUGCUGCUACACCGACGCCUGAAGGGACUUUUGCGUGGGCGGCAACAUGUGCGAUAUUAAGUUCUAAUGGCCGUCCAGUUAUUGGGAUCAUUAAUUACGGUCCACGGUAUAUUGUGGCCACACCACAGCGUGUCCGCGUUGCUGCUCAUGAGAUUGCCCAUGCACUUGGAUUCAGUUUCUCUGAGAUGGAAAGGAAAAAUAUGUUGCCGAUCUGGAACAAUAGCUACAACCGCUUUGAUGUACCGCUUGUUAAUUCUUCAAAUGUACUGAGAGAAACCAAAAAUCAUUAUAACUGCAAUUCUGCGGAGGGUAUGAAGAUACAAAAUGAACUGUUUUUUAUGCAGCUGAAGAGCAAUAUGGCGGCGCAAACUGUAAGUUUGGAAAGUCCAUUACGAUCUUCUUUACUGUCAGCAGUGCAAGCGGAAUUUACUGAAGAAGAGCGCUCAAUGGAAGGUGCUGAGCCACACAUGGGAGAAAAUCAUUUAAGAAACGCAGAUACUCAUAGUACGUCGGAAAUAACAAGUGGGUCAUCAAAUUUACGUGGAAACAGAAAUUCAUAUCUUCUUAAAUCUGCAACGAAGGCAAGCAACAUCGCUGGACUUACCACAUCGUUCCCCCAAAAAAUGAAUGAAAGAAUAGAAGAGGUGCAAAAGAGAAGAGUUCCGCCACGUUAUAUAAUCACGCUCCCAUCUUCUCACUGGAGUCGUCGUAUUGCAAAGGAUGAGUUGAUGGUUGGUCUCGUCGGUGCUGGGUACUACACCGCAAUUACAAUGGGAGCUUUCGCUGAUCUGGGCUACUAA
Messenger RNA from Trypanosoma theileri, 1278 nucleotides. Its product is annotated as surface protease GP63. Gene Ontology annotation, biological process: proteolysis; cell adhesion. The transcript has a single exon. Gene Ontology annotation, cellular component: cytoplasm; membrane. The record is from RefSeq and is a predicted model, not a curated record. Bases 1 to 1278 code for a protein of 425 amino acids. Gene Ontology annotation, molecular function: metalloendopeptidase activity. NCBI's taxonomy places the organism in Eukaryota, Euglenozoa, Kinetoplastea, Trypanosomatida, Trypanosomatidae.